AUGGAGCAAUCCCAGCCUGCUCGGCGCUCAAGGCGGCAGCUUGAUCAUCGUAACACCGCCAGGGCCGACGGCCUCGACGAAGAGGAGAUCGGGGACAACGGAGAGACUCCUGCCAGCUCAGAGCUUGUUAAUCAACCGGACGAGAUGAUCGACACACCAACAGAUACGCAGUCCAAGCCUCGUCUGAACACCGGACGCACGAACAAGUCUCGAACUGUGUUUACUCCCGAGCAACUAGCAUUGCUCCAGGACGCGUUUGAAAAGAAUCCGUAUCCAUCCCGCGAAGUCCGGGAGAAACUUGAAGAGGUUACUGGACUUACCCCUUCGUUAUCGACCGCUCGCACAUCUCCGCCAACAUAUUCCCACUCCCGAUCUACGUCUCCCUCCUCGGAUGCUCGGCCGCAGUCGCCUCGGCGUCGGGCUCAUUCAUCAGCUCUCCUUCCCCCAACCGGAGCCUCGUACAUCGGGCCUUUCCUCCCUUGCCUCCUGGGCCCCGCCUGUCAAUCAUUCCGAGGAACCCCUCACCGCGGCUACUAUCCUGAGGAUUAUCAUACGAGCGCUCCGAUUUCACAUACCUCUGGCAUUCCAUUUCCGAGCGCUUCAAAACAUGGCUAUUCCCUCGACUCUUAUGCGUCUCGACGUGAUAUGAUAACUCAAUCAUCCACGCCUCCAUCCUCAGCUCCCACGCUCCCGCCUGUCAGAUCAAGGCCGUCGCUCGAAUGGGCGUGCGCUAUUGAACGGCAGCGUGUUCGCCCGUAUCCUAAAAAGCCGGCCUCCCGCGAGACGGGAUGGUCAAGGCAUGGCAAUCCUAGUCUUGAUGGAACUCGCUCACGUUCUCAUAGUUACUCUGCAGCUCACGGUUCCUCGAGCGGACGCAAGGACGAAGAAGAUGGUGGUGGCUCAGAAACUGAACCAGAGGAUGACGAUGUUCAUGAGGUCUUUACCCCUCCUCAGAGCCUUUUGGCAUUGGAACGUCAAGCUCUAGUUCAAAGCUUUGGAAGUGCAAUAAGUGCCAGCUCCUCGACAAACAAGUUCACCAGCGAGACUCAAGCUGAUUUGGACGCUGCCAUGAUCCUUGUUGGUAUGGGCAAGAGCUGA
This is a messenger RNA of Rhizoctonia solani, 1098 nucleotides long. RefSeq names its product homeobox domain protein. Gene Ontology annotation, molecular function: DNA binding. Lineage: Eukaryota; Fungi; Basidiomycota; Agaricomycetes; Cantharellales; Ceratobasidiaceae. The transcript has 3 exons. The record is from RefSeq and is a predicted model, not a curated record. The coding region runs from base 1 to 1098 and encodes 365 amino acids.